Messenger RNA from Pocillopora meandrina, 465 nucleotides. The record is from the annotation of a GenBank genome assembly. Lineage: Eukaryota; Metazoa; Cnidaria; Anthozoa; Scleractinia; Pocilloporidae.
AUGCAUAGCGUCUUCAUCUAGACUGAGAACAAAGAUUGCCAGAUUACAUCUUCCAUGUCUCGAAGUGAAGAAUUAGAGUACAUGUUUUCUGGGAAUGGAUAUCAGCCUCCAACUGAAGAUUGUUUCAACACAGAGAAAAAAGUUUGUUUUCAUACUGGAUUGCCUUCCACGGAAAUUCGGUUGACUGUCUUCGACCACAUUUCUACAAGUAUCACUCAGCGCAGUCAAACUCUGAGCAAAUUUCAGGAAUUUAUAAUGGUUCUGAUCAAGCUUCGACUUAAUAUUCCAUCUCCAAGUAUCUCUACCAACAGUAUCCAGGAUAUUUUCUUGAUGGUUGACUGUAAUAGAUUCUUGUUUGUUGUCACUCAUUUACUGGCCAGACAGAAAUCAGCUAUGGAAACCAAUGCCAAUGUGUUUCCAGUAAGCAUUUGGCAAAAAAGUGACUGUGAUCAUAGACUGCUUUGA